CUUUUGUGGGCGGUAGAACAGGGCUAUCAGGAUGUUGUAGUAUAUCUGCUGUCUGCAGCUGUUGAACCUUCAACUUCCGUGGUUCGCAAAGCCAUUCUGAUAAAGGAUACAGCAAUACUGCAGUUGUUGUUCGAAAAAGCAUGGGAUACCAACAAAGCGCUUGGAUGGAGCGAACCUCCAGCACUUGCAUAUGCCGUCAAGGACGUCGGUCUUACUGCCUGGUUCUUAGCCCACGGUGCUGAUCCAAAUGCUAGCUGCAUGUUAGGCUUAACUCCGUUAACUUUCGCCAUUCGAGACGCAGACCUCUCUAUUAUCGAGAUGCUGUUUGCUCAUGGUGGCGAUGUUCAGCAAGGCUAUUUGCUUCACGCAGCGGUCUCGCGAGAACGAGAUAAUAGCGCUAUCUUAGAGUACCUGAUUCAAAAAGGCGCUCCAGUAAACGCGGUACAGUUCUAUAACCGGCCAGGUAUCUACCGAAUGCAGGAGACCUUCGGAUCGGGCACUGCUCUCCACGAUGCUGCUGCCGCAGGUCGCGAUGAUGUUCUUCGAGUGCUAAUAAGCUACGGGGCACGGCUGGACAUCAAGGACUCGUGUGGCGAUCUUGCCGUUGAACUGGCUGAACAUUAUGGCCAUUAUGGUACAGCGCAGUAUUUACGA
This is a messenger RNA of Sphaerulina musiva SO2202, 654 nucleotides long. Its product is annotated as ankyrin. The transcript is spliced from 2 exons. The annotation marks the transcript as partial. Gene Ontology annotation, molecular function: protein binding. Lineage: Eukaryota; Fungi; Ascomycota; Dothideomycetes; Mycosphaerellales; Mycosphaerellaceae. The record is from RefSeq and is a predicted model, not a curated record.